This is a messenger RNA of Oncorhynchus kisutch (coho salmon), 4468 nucleotides long. Its product is annotated as tripartite motif-containing protein 16-like. The record is from RefSeq and is a predicted model, not a curated record. The coding region runs from base 2042 to 3691 and encodes 549 amino acids. The transcript is spliced from 6 exons. Gene Ontology annotation, molecular function: zinc ion binding; protein binding. NCBI's taxonomy places the organism in Eukaryota, Metazoa, Chordata, Actinopteri, Salmoniformes, Salmonidae.
UACAGGGAGUGACUUCCUACUGGACUGAGUUCUCUGUAUCUACAGGGAGUGGCUUCCUACUGGACUGAGUUCUCUGUAUCUACAGGGAGUGGCUUCCUACUGGACUGAGUUCUCUGUAUCUACAGGGAGUGGCUUCCUACUGGACUGAGUUCUCUGUAUCUACAGGGAGUGGCUUCCUACUGGACUGAGUUCUCUGUAUCUACAGGGAGUGGCUUCCUACUGGACUGAGUUCUCUGUAUCUACAGGGAGUGGCUUCCUACUGGACUGAGUUCUCUGUAUCUACAGGGAGUGGCUUCCUACUGGACGGAGUUCUCUGUAUCUACAGGGAGUGGCUUCCUACUGGACGGAGUUCUCUGUAUCUACAGGGAGUGGCUUCCUACUGGACUGAGUUCUCUGUAUCUACAGGGAGUGGCUUCCCACUGGACUGAGUUUUCUGUACCAGGGAUGGACAGAAAUUAUUGCAAUUAUUAAUUUUACAUUGACAUUUUAGUCAUUUAGCAGACACUCUUAUCCAGAGUGACUUUCAAUCAGUGCAUUAGUAUCUUAAGACAGCUAGGUGAGACAACAACAUAUUACAACCGUAUCAAGUACAUUUUACCUCAACAAAGUAUUUAUCAACAUUUUUACAUAUACAUUUAUAUUUAGUUCAUUUAGCAGACACUCUUAUCACACCAUAGUGCUAUCAGACUGUUGAUACCAAUGUUGUCAUUUAGCAGACACUCUUAUCACACCAUAGUGCUAUCAGACUGUUGAUACCAAUGUUGUCAUUUAGCAGACACUCUUAUCACACCAUAGUGCUAUCAGACUGUUGAUACCAAUGUUGUCAUUUAGCAGACACUCUUAUCACACCAUAGUGCCAUCAGACUGUUGAUACCAAUGUUGUCAUUUAGCAGACACUCUUAUCACACCAUAGUGCUAUCAGACUGCUGAUACCAAUGUUGUCAUUUAGCAGACACUCUUAUCACACCAUAGUGCUAUCAGACUGUUGAUACCAAUGUUGUCAUUUAGCAGACACUCUUAUCACACCAUAGUGCUAUCAGACUGUUGAUGCCAAUGUUGUCAUUUAGCAGACACUCUUAUCACACCAUAGUGCUAUCAGACUGUUGAUACCAAUGUUGUCAUUUAGCAGACACUCUUAUCACACCAUAGUGCUAUCAGACUGUUGAUACCAAUGUUGUCAUUUAGCAGACACUCUUAUCACACCAUAGUGCUAUCAGACUGUUGAUACCAAUGUUGUCAUUUAGCAGACACUCUUAUCACACCAUAGUACUAUCAGACUGUUGAUACCAAUGUUGUCAUUUAGCAGACACUCUUAUCACACCAUAGUGCUAUCAGACUGUUGAUACCAAUGUUGUCAUUUAGCAGACACUCUUAUCACACCAUAGUGCUAUCAGACUGUUGAUACCAAUGUUGUCAUUUAGCAGACACUCUUAUCACACCAUAGUACUAUCAGACUGUUGAUACCAAUGUUGUCAUUUAGCAGACACACCAUAGUACUAUCAGACUGUUGAUACCAAUGUUGUCAUUUAGCAGACACACCAUAGUACUAUCAGACUGCUGAUACCAAUGUUGUCAUUUAGCAGACACACCGUAGUACUAUCAGACUGCUGAUACCAAUGCAGGGUGAAAGGGAGCCACAAGAUGUGAACACUAUAAAAAAUUAUAUAGAAAAGUAUUUAGUGUUUAGAAAAUACAAAAAUACAUUGGAGUGUAGUUCAGCCCAGUAUGAUUUAUAAGACAAGAUACUCAGAAGCAAUUAAAAUACGUAUUUCAAAAACAUGUAACAUAAAUACUGACUAUCUCUGCCUACUACCCAACAAUCUGUUAUACUUCCUUAUCAAGGAAACCACACCCCCUCUACAUACUGAGAACACAGUCAAGUAGGAAGCCACUCCCUCUACAUACUGAGAACUCAGCCCAGUAGGAAGCCACUCCCUGUCCUCUGGUGUAGAGUUCCAUGAAACAGAAAGUAAUCUUUGACACUGAACAGAAAGUAAUCUUCAACACUGCCAUUGCUUAACCUACGGGAGAGAGCACCAAAAUGGCAGAGAAUCAGGAACUGUUCUGUUGCUCCAUCUGUCUGGAUCUACUGAAGGAUCCGGUGACUACUGCCUGUGGACACAGUUACUGUAUGGGCUGUAUUAAAGAAAGCUGGGACCAGGAUGUUCUGAAAGGUGUCUACAGCUGUCCACAGUGCAGACAGACCUUUACCCCAAGACCUGUACUGAAGAGAAACAUCGUGCUGGCUGAAGUGGUGGAGAAACUGAAGAAGACAGGACUCCAGGCUGCUCCCCCUCCUGCUCUGUGCUAUGCUGGACCUGGAGAUGUGGCGUGUGAUUUCUGCACUGGAGCCAGAAAGCAGAAAGCCCUCAUGUCCUGUCUGGUGUGUCUGGCCUCUUACUGUGAGACUCACCUCCAACCUCACUAUGAAUUUCCUGCUUUCAAGAAGCACAAGCUGGUCAAAGCCACGGCACAACUACAGGAGAAGAUCUGCUCUCAUCAUGACAAACUACUGGAGGUUUACUGUCGUACCGAUAAGCAGUGUAUCUGUCUGCUGUGUACAAUGGAUGAACAUAAAGGCCAUGAUACAGUGUCAGCUGCAGCAGAGAGGACUGAGAAACAGAGGCAGCUGGGGAUGAGCCAGCAGAAGGUCCAGCAGAGAUUCCAGGAGAGAGAGAAGGAGCUGAAAGAGCUCCAACAGGCUGUGGAGUCUCUCAAGCACUCUGCACAGGCAGCAGUGGAGGACAGUGAUAAUAUAUUUACUGAGCUGAUCUGCUCCAUUGAGAGAAGGCGCUCUGAGGUGAAGAAGCUGAUCAGAGCCCAAGAGAAGGCUCAAGUGAGUCAAGCUGAAGGACUCCUGGAGCAACUAAAGCAGGAGAUAGCUGAGCUGAGGAAGAGAAGCACUGAGCUGGAGCAGCUCUCACACACAGAGGAUCACAUCCAUUUCCUCCAGAGUUAUCAGUCUCUCUCCAGUAUCAGUGUAUCUUCAGACUUACCCAGCAUCGUUGUCAGUCCUCUUCAGUACUUUGGAGAUGUGAGUAAGACUGUGUCUGAACUGAGAGAGAAACUAGAAGACUUCCUUAAAGGAGAAUGGACCAAGAUCUCCACUACAGUGAAUAUAGUGGAUGUUGUACUGCCUCCAGAGCCUAAGACCAGAGAACAGUUGUUACAAUAUUCCUGUCAGCUCACACUGGACCCAGACACAGCACACACACGCCUCUCUCUGUCUGAAGGGAACAGAAAGGUGACCUAUACAGGCCAAGUCCAACCAUACCCUGACCAUCCGGACAGAUUCACAAACCAUUGUCAGGUUCUGUGUAGAGAGGGUCUGUCUGGACACUGUUACUGGGAGGUGGAGUGGAGUGGGGAUGUUGAUACAGCAGUCUCCUAUAAAGAUGUCAGCAGAACAGAGAGAGAUGGUGGAUUUGGAGACAAUAAAAAGUCCUGGAGUUUAGAGUGCUCUAGUGGUGGUUAUUGUUUCAUACACAAUAAUGUUGUGACUAAAGUAUCAGGCCCUCAGUCCUCCAGAGUAGGAGUGUACCUGGAUCACAAGGCAGGUACUCUGUCCUUCUACAGUGUCUCUGACACAAUGACCCUCCUCCACAGAGUCCAGACCACAUUCACUCAGCCCCUCUAUCCUGGGUUUUAUCUCUAUAGUUAUAAUGAUACUGCUGAGCUGGUUAAACUGUAGUAGGGUCCACAUAGAUACUAGUCAUGCUGGUGUAGUCUAUAGCUGAGCUGGUUAAACUGUAAUAGGGUACACAUAGAUACUAGUCAUGCUGGUGUAGUCUAUAGCUGAGCUGGUUAAACUGUAGUAGGGUCCACAUAGAUACUAGUCAUGCUGGUGGUGAUGGCCCCCAGAUAUAAUCCCCGGAUGUGAUGAUUCAUUCUGCUCUGAUCUUCAGAAGAUGUUAUGUAUUCAUAUUUCAUAAAUUGCAUUGUUCAUUUCCAUUAAUCAUGAUGUAUGGUGUUGAUGUAUAUUGUUAGUCAUUCAGAACCAUUCUUUUUUCUCAAUUGGGUUUCUGUAGUUUUACUCAGUGGAACAGAUAGUAACUAAACAAUAUGGUCUUGUUUCCUGGACACAGAUUAAGCCUAAAGAGAAUGUUCAAUGGAGAUUAACCAGCCCUAAUUUUAUCCACCUGGUGGUCCUAUUGACCAAACAAUAAAACCAGCAGAUAUCUUGAUUUGCCACUCAGUAUAUCAGUAAUGUUCAGAAUAGUACUUUAAUAGGAAUUUCUAUUUUGAUUAUCUAGGGUGUUUAUUUCUGUUGGCCUGGUAUGGUUCGCAAUCAGAGGCAGCUGUUUAUCGUUGUCUCUGAUUGGGGAUCAUAUUUAGGCAGCCAUUUCCCCACUGUGUUUUGUGGGAUCUUGUUUUUGUGUAGUUGCCUGUGAACCGUUCAUUGACAUCACGUUUGGUUUGUUCUUUAUUGUUUUGUGCGUUUCACUUCAAUAAAUAUGUGGAACCCAUA